This is a messenger RNA of Symsagittifera roscoffensis, 552 nucleotides long. RefSeq names its product adenylate kinase 7-like. The transcript has 2 exons. NCBI's taxonomy places the organism in Eukaryota, Metazoa, Xenacoelomorpha, Acoela, Convolutidae. The record is from RefSeq and is a predicted model, not a curated record. The coding region runs from base 1 to 552 and encodes 183 amino acids.
AUGGUCAGUACGAGGAGUGGCACCGAGAGCAAGAAACGAGAAGAUGUGGGGGAAAAACAGGUGGAGCCCACAAUCGAAAUCGACCUAGAGACACCAGACCAGAGCGUAGAUGAAGUGGAGAAGAGGACAACGGAAUCCACACCGAUGCCCCACGUGGAAGACCAAAGUCCAAAAACCGUGGAGUUUUCACGAAUAGACGCAUUGGAAGACACAACAGGCAAUACCCGAGAGACUGUGAAAAACGACUCUCAAGUGAAAAAGACAUCCUUCACAGACAAGUUUGCAAUGAUGGUCGGACUCAAAUCGAAAGAAAACGGAAUAGUAGAGAUGCAAUCCUGGCCUCUCAAAGCAUAUCUGGAUGCAACGUUAGUUCCAGUUUUGAUGCAAGGCAUGCUAUUGGUUGCAAAAGAACGGCCUUCCCGGCCCAUUGAAUUUCUGGCUGCCUUCCUUUUCAAAAACAAGGACAAAUGCGAUCCUGUGGCUAUGAUGAGACUGCGUAACAGCCAGGCAGCCGUUUCUGAAGCUGCAGAGAAAGCGCAACCUGUUGACUAA